Messenger RNA from Episyrphus balteatus (marmalade hoverfly), 3244 nucleotides. RefSeq names its product vacuolar protein sorting-associated protein 11 homolog (gene Vps11). The transcript is spliced from 2 exons. The record is from RefSeq and is a predicted model, not a curated record. Gene Ontology annotation, biological process: vacuole organization; endosome organization; organelle fusion. Bases 230 to 3223 code for a protein of 997 amino acids. Gene Ontology annotation, cellular component: endosome; HOPS complex. Lineage: Eukaryota; Metazoa; Arthropoda; Insecta; Diptera; Syrphidae. Gene Ontology annotation, molecular function: protein binding; protein-macromolecule adaptor activity.
AAAAUAUAUUUUUCAUAUCCCAACCCAUAUUCUACAAAAAGUUCCAUCAACAAUAAACAAAAAAUAAAUUUAUUCAAAUAAAUUAAAUAGAAACAAAUUAACAAUAAAUAAUGAAAAAAUACACUACAAUAUAAUCUCUUACUGUACUAUAAUAUCCCAUCUAUAUUUUGAGAUCUCUUAUCUUUCUUCACCAACAACCACCCAACAAAAAUAAUAAAAAAAAAAAAAAAUGGCAAUUCUCGAAUGGAAAAAAUUCGAUUUCUUUAAUCUCGUUGCAAAUGCCGACAAAGAUAAAUUAUUCGAUACAAUUCGUGAAUCCGAUAUAACUUCUUGUACAAGUUGUUCAAGUCAAAAAAUCAUAUGUGACUCAUCUGGAAUGGUUCAUAUUUUCUAUCGCAAUUGGGAACCGAUAUCAUUUCAAGGACAUAAUGCUCCAAUUAUUCUAUGUUCAAUUGCUUCACAAAAUAAUCUUUUAGUAACAAUUUCAAAUCGAGAUUUUUCUGAUCCUCCUUUAGUUAAAGUUUGGGAUUUGUCCAAAGCCACUAAACGGGGAGGUGCUCCUUGUGUUGGCAGUGCUAAAGCACUUUUACAAAAACCAACUGCUUUGGCAGUUGCUCAGGGAACUGGCAAUCAAUUGUUUAUUGCAAUUGGCUAUGAAAGAGGAGAAAUCUCACUUUUUCGUGGCUCAAUUAGUCGAGAUUUCUCCUCGGGGUUUAAGAAUUUUACAGUUGGAACUAAGCCUAUAAUUGGCAUUUCAUUUAAACAACAUGGCAAACUUAUGGACAUGUUUCUUUGCUCUGAAUCUGGAGUCUUUGUCUAUCAGUGUGACAAUGACAAAGAAACCAAAUUGGUCUUGGAUUCGUCCAAUGCAGCGACACGAUGUUGCGCAUUGCAGACCAAAGGUGCCAAUGAAACUUAUUUCAUGACUGGCAAAGAUGAUGCCGUCUAUUGUUAUACAAGUGACGGUCGAGGGCCUUGUUACGCUCUCGAAGGCCAAAAACACUUUAUCGAAUGGUUCCCAAACUAUCUGGUAAUCAUUAUGAAAGCCGCCAAAAACUCUCUUCUUCAACAGAAGGAGUUUGUCCUAAUUGUCAUUGAUAUACAGAAUAAAUUUAUAGUUUUCCAAACUCCGGUGGACCCGGUUGUAGCGAUUUUGAAUGAAUUUGGAAACUGUUUUAUUGUCACCAAAUCGAAACAGGUUUUCCAUUUGAGAGAAAAAGAUAUCCAAAGCAAAUUGAAUAUGUUGUUUAAAAAGAAUCUUUACGACAUUGCUAUUCGAAUUACUAAAGAUCUUCAAUUUGAUGAAGAAGGAUUGGCUUCGAUUUAUAAGCAAUACGCUGAUCAUUUGUAUAUUAAAGGUGACUAUUCGGGAGCUGUUGAGAAAUAUGUCAAGACAAUUGGUUAUAUAGAACCUUCGUAUGUUAUUAUGAAGUUUCUAGAUUCGAGGCAUAUUAAAUACCUUGCUGAUUAUUUGCAUGCUUUGUAUAAAAAGAAUCAUGCUACACAACAGCAUAAGACUCUUCUGAUGAAUUGUAGGACAAGAUUAGAUCUUCCUCAGAAACUUGAUGAAUUCCUAUUCAACGAGGAGGAAGAGGAUUCAAAUGAAAUGAUAUUUGAUAUAAAUGCAGCAAUACGGAAUCAAUCAGCAGCGACUAUGGAUUUUCAGGAUCGAGAAGAGCUAAAGGAGGAAUAUAACUUGAGUGUGUUGUUGAAGAAGAUUCAAGAUACUAGCGAGAUGACUGCGAUGCUUUCUAAACUUAGCGAAGAUGAUGUUUAUGUAUUCUUUAAGAAAUUUGGAUUGAUUUUGAUGCAACAUGCUCCAGAGGAUACAACAAGAUUGUUGAAGAGACUCUGUAGGGAACAGGAGAUGUCGAAUUUCAUUGAAGAUCAUGUCAAUGAGAUGCAGAUUAGCUUUGCUCCAGAGCAAUUUAUUCCACUGUUUGAUGGGAAUUGGGAAUUGUUGUUGGGUUUUUUGGAAAGUUGUGUAACAAAUGCAACGACUGAGUUUCAUGAAACUGUCUAUAAUACUUUGAUUGAGUUGAAUUUGCGAAAAUGGCAAAAUUGUAUGUUGACUGAGAAUCAGCUUUUGGAUAUUUUGAAAUUGCAUCGAGAAAGAUAUAAUAAAGAGCAGGUUUUGAUUAUGUGUCGAAUGGCUCAAUUUUGGUCGGGAAUACUUUACCUUUAUGAAGAGGAUCAAUUGUAUAAUCUGACGAUACAUUAUUACGUCAAGAAUAAAGAUUACAAUAGUCUAUUGAGUUGUUGCAAGAGUUUGGGUCAGUUUCAACCGCAAUUAUGGAUUCAGGCAUUGAAUGAAUUGCAUAAUGAUCCUGAUGUUCCAAUGAAUGUCUUACUUCAGAUAUUGAAUGUCAUUACAACGGAGAAAUUACAAUCACCAUUGCAGAUUUUACAGUGUUUAGCUGUGGAUCGUGGACCGAAUAUAUCUCAUGUCAAAGAUUAUUACACUCAAUCAUUCCUUAAAGAAACGACAGCCAUUAGUCAGGAGGAGAAAGAUGUAGAAAAUCUUCAAGCAGAUUUGAAAUCUCUGCAGGAUUUGAUUAAGAAUUUCCAAACUAAUCCAAUUGAAUUUAGAAAUACAGUUUGUGAUGCCUGUACUCAACCAUUACAACUGCCAGCUGUUUAUUUCCUUUGUCAGCAUUCAUUUCAUCAGGAUUGUGUGCGGACUUACUCGGAGAAUGAAAAAGAUUGUAGUAUUUGUAGUGUGAAGAAUCAACAAAUGUCGGAAAGACUACGAACGCAGCAAGAAUCUCAAGGACAACAUGAGACUUUUCAUCGUCUGCUAAAUAAUUCCAAUGAUAUGCUCUAUGUUUUGUCGAGUUAUUUUGGUCGAGGGCUUCUUAAUCAGAUUGUAAUUGUAGAUGAACAAAAAGCAGCCGAUGAAAAUCAAUUGAAUCAGAAUAAUAAUUUGGGUUAUAAUUGGAGUGCAAAACAUAAAGAUGGUGAUGGACCGAUUGCUGUUGAGCAUGUUAAUAAUUAUAAAUGGAGUGGAAGGAUAACAGCGCAAGAUAGGGAAUUGAUAACUCAGAAGCAGCAGAGUAAUUUUAAUACGAGAGAAAAUAAGUAUGAUGAUUCAAAGAAUCCUUUUUCGGAUGAUUCGAAGAAUCCUUUUGCUACGGAUGAUGAUCGUGGUGGGAGUAGUAGUAAUCGCAAUCGUAUUGAGACGUAUGAUAAGAAUUUGAAUCCAUUUGGGGAUGAUGACGAUUAGAUUUAAUUAAUGUUAUUAUAA